UCUCACGCCGCACACCCUCACUUUCUACUAUCUUUGAUUUGCUCAAUCUCUGACACUUGUUGGAGAUCCAUGUGUUUCCGAGAGUCGCUCUGCAGUUUACCUUGUUACCGGCUGAUGAAGAAGGGGAUACAUUCGGUGACACAGGUUGGCCUCUGGGGGGAUACAAACUAAGGCAACAAAACCUGUUCAGCACGCGACUUGUUCCCUGUGCCUCGGGCAGAGUUCAGAGCAGGUGAGGUGCUUUUCAUCUCAUUGGUGGACAAGGAAGGACGUUGUGAACCCAUAUUCUACACGGAGGGACUUGCUCCACCUGUUGAGUGAAGGAACUCCAGCGAUUGAAGAGGCUUCCCCAAACUUGUCUUCAGAGAGAGUUCUGGGCGAUGGACUGCUGAACGUCUUCCGCAUCGCUACGAACUGAGAGCCGAGUGACCGACAGGACGGACAGACAUGGGGAAGCAAAACAGCAAGCUCCGCCCCGAGGUGAUGCAGGACCUCCUGGAAAGCACCGACUUCACCGAACAUGAGAUCCAGGAGUGGUACAAGGGCUUCCUGAGGGACUGCCCCAGCGGGAACCUCUCCAUGGAGGAGUUCAAGAAGAUCUACGGGAACUUCUUCCCUUACGGUGACGCCUCCAAGUUCGCCGAGCACGUCUUCCGCACGUUCGAUGCCAACGGCGACGGGACAAUAGACUUUCGGGAGUUUAUCAUCGCGCUGAGCGUGACUUCGCGCGGCAAGCUGGAGCAGAAGCUGAAAUGGGCAUUCAGCAUGUACGAUCUUGACGGAAACGGGUACAUCAGCAAAGCCGAGAUGCUGGAGAUUGUGCAGGCCAUCUAUAAGAUGGUGUCGUCUGUGAUGAAGAUGCCCGAGGACGAGUCGACGCCCGAGAAGAGGACGGAGAAGAUCUUCAGGCAGAUGGACACCAACAGAGACGGUAAGCUGUCUCUGGAGGAGUUCAUCAAGGGGGCGAAGAGCGACCCCUCCAUUGUCCGCCUGUUGCAGUGCGACCCCAGCAGCGCCGGACAGUUCUAAUACCCGAGGACAUCGACACAACCUGUGCUUCUUUUGAGGGACUCCACAUGCACCGAAUUCUCCACCCAGACUGGAGCAGACUGACGAUGAAGACGACAUGCCUUCAACUUGCACUGAGGAUGUCAAGGAUGGGCACAGGAGCCAAAUCCUUCCUUCCCCACCCCUUCCCCCUUUGAGCUUUUCAUCAAAACCCUCCAAACCCCACUGAUUGUAGUUGACCAGGAUCCCUCGGUUCUCCUAUCGGCAUGUCAGAGUAUAGAGAAGGCCGGCAGCAGGUUGUGUAUAUACAGUUCAAAGUGGAGUCUCUGUAUCCCUGUCUUUGAUUGGCUCUCCGGUUGGGGCAACACAGAGCCUCUGUCUCCUUAAUGUGUACCGUAGGCAGAGUGUGUGCAUGAGACACCAUGAGAGGGAGAGGGUGGUGUUGAAUAACAGGACAUACUGUAGGUGAGAUUAUUUAAUCUGCAGAGAGGAUGGUGAAGUGUGUCCUUCACUCAGAGCGAUUACUGCUUUUUCUUUUCUUUUCCUUUUCUCUUUUCUACUGUGAGAAAGUGUACGUGUGUUUGUGCAUGUUACAAACUUUUUUUGUGCUGGGACAAAAUUACAUGUAAUACUAUGCUAUUAUGGAUAAGUGCCCUCAUCAGUAGUUUAGAUUUUUGUGAAGUCUCACAGAUUUUAUGAAGUAUGAAACGCAUUCUUUUAUCCACCAUCGGUUCCAGUGAUUUUUUUUUUCAUACCUGCAAGAAUGUGACGGGGAGCUUUGGAAAUGUGGCGGUGUGUUACUGUGCUGUGACUUCAGGAGAAUAGAGGAGGAGUCUUCAAAGUAUUUCAGUACAAUGUAGAUAUAUUAAAAGCACCUAAAUUUGUAAAAGCUUUGGACUGCCGAGCUCAUAACAGACGUGGUGAAAAGAGGUCAAGCAUGCAAACCACACAUUAACCACGUUAAGAACGGACACUCGUCUUCACGCUCAAAUGUUCUUAAAUGCCGCAUGACAAACCGUCGGUGUAGGGGUGGAAGACUAAGCAACACGUAUGCAUGUGGCUUGUGAGCAUGUGUCUUUCAAAUGUGUUUGUGGGUUUCAGAGAGGCUGAGCGGACCGCCGGUCCGGCCCGAGCCCACUUCCUGUACGUUGGUGUCGUCUGCGCUGGCGGUGCCAGUACUCCGUGUUACUGACAGCCAAAGGCGGCACCUCUGAACGUGAAAAACGUCAUGCAGAGAACAAAAGGAGAAGCUUUACAAAUGGGCCACCACGCACAAACAAGCUGUACAUUUAGAGGGCCCAGGGGGGGGGGUGCUGGGUAGUCAAAGCUGGGAGCUUUUUUUUCUUCCUCUUUCAGUUGAGCUCAACGUUUAAAUCACCAAUUGUGUACACUGAGAAGUGUAUUAUUUAACAGCACACUUUCUAUCGACUGCAAUGUGCAGUUAUCAGUACCAAGUAAAGUAAAUGAGGCGCUUUCAGGCUCUGAGCAGUAUACGGAGGCCCAUUAACGCAGCAGAAGGAUUCCAUAGACUUCUGAUGUUGGUCUCCCCUCACCACCCCCCUUCUCUCCAACACUAAUCUGUCACAGAAAAAAAAGAAGUUUUUAGGAAAGUUCCACUUGGACUUGUGGGACCCCCCCCCCCACCCACCAGUCCCUAAAUAUACCAGAACCCCUUCCGGGUAGUCCUCUGCCGUUUUUUCAAUUAGAAAAGCUUUGAAUGUUUUAAUGGAACUGUUUUUUGUGAAGGGAAAAAUGCAGAGAAAUAACACAAAGAAUCACAACUACUACAAUGAUACUGUCACCAUGUGUUGCUUUUAUUGUAUUUUUAUGAUAUCUUUUUUUUUUUAAAUAAAAAGCUAAAAAAUAAAAUAAAAAAAGCUACAUCAAGUGUAACAUUUCUGUUAAAACACAAAAUAGCAUCAUGUGGUCAAGUGCCAAAUAAAAACAAAACAGUAUUGUAUGACUUUAUACAGUACAAUUGUCAUCUGUAUUUGUAAUUGUUGCAUUUUGUAGGUUUUGUAUGGUAUCCUGUAUUUAGUGACUGCAGUUGUGGAACACAGGAUUCUGUAUUUUGGUCAACUUUUAAAAGCAAAAAUUAAAUUUACAAUUUAUUGUGUGAAACA
Molecule: messenger RNA, 3131 nt
Organism: Pungitius pungitius (ninespine stickleback)
Lineage: Eukaryota; Metazoa; Chordata; Actinopteri; Perciformes; Gasterosteidae
Product: neurocalcin-delta A
Exons: 8
Coding region: 448-1029 (193 amino acids)
Biological process (GO): calcium-mediated signaling
Molecular function (GO): calcium ion binding; tubulin binding; actin binding
Source: RefSeq, a predicted model, not a curated record